Molecule: messenger RNA, 1511 nt
Organism: Saitoella complicata NRRL Y-17804
Lineage: Eukaryota; Fungi; Ascomycota; Saitoellomycetes; Saitoellales; Saitoellaceae
Product: WD40 repeat-like protein
Exons: 3
Coding region: 39-1511 (490 amino acids)
Molecular function (GO): protein binding
Source: RefSeq, a predicted model, not a curated record
AUUACGUACGAACCCCAACACCCUCAAGCACCCCAAUAAUGUCCAAAAGACCCGCUUCCAAGACCUCAGGGACCAUCACAAAGAAGGCCAAGCUCGCGCCCUUGCUCCCAUCUGUACCUUCCAGCACCUCGACUGCAGCAUUCCGUGUGAUUGCAGGAUCGUAUGAGCAUGUGCUGUAUGGCCUCGACGCCAUGUUCGAUUCGGCGGCUGGGAAGGGAAGUGAUGCACACAUGGAGCCCGUCUUUAUCUUCCCGGCACAUAUGGCUGCAAUGAAGACCCUCGCUGUUGGAGGAAGGUAUUUGGCCUCGGGGGGGGCAGACGAAAUCAUCAAACUCUACGACCUCAAACUCCGGAAAGAUCUCGGCACACUACAUGCUCACAACGGCUCCAUCACACACCUCUCCUUCCCCACAAAACAGCACUUAUUGUCGUCUGAUUCGACUGGAACGAUUGUUGUCUGGAGAACAAAGGAUUGGGAAAAUAUGGCGACGAUGAAACAGAAAUCCUCGGUACAAGGCGGUAAGAAAGGGAUUACAUCUUUCGCUGCUCACCCAUCCGGGAAGAUUGCGCUCUCGGUCGGUGAAGAUCGUCGUGUCACUUUGUGGAAUCUCAUGACUGCCCGCCGUGCCGCAGUGAACAAACUCCCCCUCCAACCAACUAAACUCGGCGAUCCACUCAGUGUUGCGUGGUCACCCUCAGGCGACAGAUACGCAGUGAUGUUUGAUAGACAUCUUGUUGUGUACGGGACUGCGACACAGACGGUUGUUGGUGGAGCACAGUGUGUUAGUAAGAUGCAUUGCUUUGCGUGGUUGGAUGAGGAGCGGGUUGUGAUUGGGCACGAAGACACCAAGAUCCGUGUAUGGAAUCCCAUAGCACCUCCCGAAACCGAAGACGUUGAACGUCAUCGUGGUAUCGAGAUCCAGGCCUGGACAGGCCACCGCGCACGCGUAAAGUGCAUCGAACGCGCACCCACCCCUAACACCAAUAUCUUCGUCACCGCUUCCUCAGACGGCGAGAUCAAGCUCUGGCGAGUUGGGUCCGAACUCACGGGGGAGGAGAACAAGGGAGGAGAAGAGGUGGAGGAGACAAAGGAGAUUGGGAGUUUUGAGUGUGGGAAUAGGAUUACGUGUUUGACGGUUGCGGAUGUUGGGCAUGUGGAGAAGUUGAAGGAGGAGGUGGUAAAGACUGAGGUUGAGAGUGAUGGGGAGGGGGAGGGGGAUGAGGACUUCCCUGUGAGUGAAGCCGGAGAAUUUCCCUUCUGCGCUGGGCGCUCGUCUCCAGAUGAUGUUGAAGGCCGUGAAGCGUCUGUCGGGGAGUGUCAGGACGAGAUGAUCGCCAUGACAGCCAGAAGCAAGGCUGGAGCUGCUAAGGACUUGUCGUCGGGUGAGCAGGAGAGUGACGUCGUGAGUCAUGAAGUGACAAAAGAUGAGGCGGACGCUGGUGACAGCGAGGGCGAGAUUGUCGGACCCACCUCAAUCGAUUUCUCUGACACUCCGUUGUCAUCGGACUAG